Messenger RNA from Anoplopoma fimbria (sablefish), 1461 nucleotides. Its product is annotated as carboxypeptidase A1-like. The transcript is spliced from 11 exons. Gene Ontology annotation, molecular function: metallocarboxypeptidase activity; zinc ion binding. Gene Ontology annotation, biological process: proteolysis. The coding region runs from base 30 to 1295 and encodes 421 amino acids. Lineage: Eukaryota; Metazoa; Chordata; Actinopteri; Perciformes; Anoplopomatidae. The record is from RefSeq and is a predicted model, not a curated record.
CCCUGCCAGGUUCACACUGUUAGGUCAGGAUGAGGGGGCUGCUCGCAUUCGCCGCGCUGUUUGUGGCCGUUCUCGGCAAGGACACAUUUAACGGUCAUCAGGUGCUUCGCAUCGUUGCAAAGGAUGAAGCCCAGCUGUCUCUUAUCAAGGAGCUGGAGGACAUGGUCCAGUUCGAGCUGGACUUCUGGAGGGGGGUGACUGAUGUGGCGACUCCCGUGGAUGUCAGAGUUCCCUUCCACAGCCUGCAGUCCAUCAAAAUUCACCUGGAGAGUCUGGACAUCGAGUACUCCAUCAUGAUCCAAGACCUCCAGGCGAUGCUGGAUGAGGAGCAGGAGGAGAUGGAGUCCACUGCUCGUCUUGCUGAGCCCAGAAACACUGACAGCUUCGACUACUCUAGGUACCACACCAUCAGCGAGAUCUACAGUUUCCAGGACAUGCUGGUGGCUGAGAAUCCCAAACUGGUCAGCAAGAUUGUGAUCGGUCAGAGCUACGAGGGUCGUCCCCUGAAUCUGCUCAAGUUCAGCACUGGUGGAACCAACCGUCCCGCCAUCUGGAUCGACACUGGAAUCCAUUCCAGAGAGUGGGUCACUCAGGCCAGCGGCACCUGGUUCGCCAAGAAGAUUGUGACUGAUUAUGGAACUGACCCCGUUCUCACCGCCAUCCUCAACAAGAUGGACAUCUUCAUUGAGAUUGUGACCAACCCUGAUGGCUUCUACUACACUCACAACUCAAACCGUAUGUGGCGUAAGACCAGGAAGCCCAACUCCGGCUCCAGCUGUGUGGGAGUCGAUCCCAACAGGAACUGGGAUGCUGGUUUUGGAGGAGCUGGUGCCAGCGGCAACCCCUGCUCAGAGACCUUCCGUGGACCCAGGGCUAACUCUGAGUCUGAGGUCAAGUCCAUUGUGGACUUUGUGAAGUCCCACGGUAACUUAAAGGCCUUCGUCUCCAUCCAUUCCUACUCCCAGAUGCUCCUGUACCCCUACGGCUACACCAAUACUCCAGCCAAGGACCAGGUCGAGCUGCACAAUCUGGCUAAGAAGGCCAUCACUGACCUGGCCUCUCUGUACGGUACUAGCUACAGAUUCGGCAGCAUCAUCCACACCAUCUACAAAGCGAGCGGUUGCACCAGUGACUGGACCUACAACCAGGGCAUCAAGUACUCCUACACCUUCGAGCUGAGGGACACCGGCCGUUACGGCUUCAUCCUGCCAGCCGAUCAGAUCAUCCCAACCGCCAAGGAGACCUGGCUGGCUCUGAUGGCUAUCAUGGACCACACCUUCAAGAACCCCUACUAAUCUGUGUGUGUGUGUGUGCAAAUGGAAAUCCCUGUGGAGAGGACAUUGUUGGCAAAUAUCCCCUGUAAAAUGUGAUCUUUAAGUCUAACAUCACAUCAUCAGCAUACAUCAUGACUCUUUAGACAGUGAAAAUCAGACAAAUAAAUAAGCAUACUUGAAAACUUAA